AUGGAAUCCAUUUCAACAUCAGUUCCACCAGAUAUUCCAAACUCCGAUGACAGUAACUAUAAAUAUAUAGAUGGUGUAUGUUUUUAUACAGAUCCAAGUACUAAGAAAGAGUAUACUUGGAAUAAGGAAAAAGGCACUUGGGCGGAGAAAGGCUUUGAAAACUAUGAAUAUGAUGAAAUUUGUAAAACAUACAAAUAUACGGAUAAACAAUCAAAUAUGUCAUACAUGUGGGAUCUAAAGUCUAAUAAAUGGGAAGUACAAAAAAAGGAAUCCAUAAGUUUGGUAGAAGACAAAGAUUUUGAUGAUAAUAAUGAUGGAGAAGAAUUCGAUGAUGAUGAUGAAAAAGGAAGAACUCUGCGUACAGUAAAGCGGCAAGAUAUGAGUAAAGGAAAGUAUGGACAUGAUGGUAUUACUCAAACAUAUACUGAUCCAGCCGACGGAACAGUUUAUAUUUGGGAUAGAGAGAAAAACGCAUGGUUUCCUAAGAUUGAUGAUGAUUUCAUGGCCCAUUACCAACUUAGCUAUGGAUUUAAUUCAACUGACAGUUCUACUGUAAGUGUAAAUAGUACAAACACAUUAAAAUCAAAUACUAUUGGAGCUCAAAGUAAUGAAAAUCAAUCUGAACCUACCUUGAAUGCUUCAGAUGUAGUAAUUGAACCUGAAAAAAGGAAACUUCCGCAGCCUUCUGAACCAAAUUGGUUUGAGAUUGAUGAAGAGCAUAACACAAAAGUAUAUGUCUCAAAUUUACCACUAGAUAUAACCGAACAGGAAUUUAUUGAUUUAAUGCAAAAAUGUGGAUUGAUCAUGAAAGAUAUUGACAGUGGUCAAAUGAAAAUUAAGCUUUAUACUGAGAGAGGCACAGACAUUCUUAAAGGAGACGCUCUAUGCACAUAUAUAAAGAUAGAAUCAGUAGAUCUAGCAUUAAAGUUGUUGGAUGGUUACAUAUUUCGAGAUAAAGAGAUCAGUGUGGAAAAGGCGAAAUUUACAAUGCGUGGAGAAAAAUAUGACCCAUCAUUAAAACCAAAAAAGAAAAAGCGUAAAGAUAAAGAAAAGAUAAAAAAAAUUCAAGAAAAGUUAUUCGAUUGGAGGCCUGAUAAAAUUAUUGGCGGAAGAGGAAAACAUGAAAAUGUUGUGAUUGUUAAAAAUUUAUUUGAAAAAGAAACAUUUGACAACGAUGUAUCAUUACUUUUAGAAUACCAAAGAGAUCUCAGGGAAGAGUGCUCAAAAUGUGGUAUAGUGAAAAAAGUAGUUGUGUAUGAUGUAAGUGUAUACUAUAAUAUUAUAAUGAAUUGUCAGUUUUCUUUUUUAUUUAAACUGCUAUAA
Macrosiphum euphorbiae (potato aphid) is the source of this 1323-nucleotide messenger RNA. Lineage: Eukaryota; Metazoa; Arthropoda; Insecta; Hemiptera; Aphididae. The record is from the annotation of a GenBank genome assembly.